AUGAACUUCCUGCUCCUGCUGUUUUUGGUCUUCUUCGCGCCAUUGCUGCUUUUUGCUGUAUGGCUCGCGGCUUCUUCAUGUCUAGGAAAUCGUCUUCGCACUCGAGGCGGUGGGUUUUCGGUGCGACCGAACCUUGAUACAUAUGGGCAGAGCUAUCUUCGAACCAUGGCCAACUCCGGAGCAGCCAUGUCAGAGCAGAUCGAACUCGACGAUAUGCUAGCAGAACCGGGAACUCGCCGUCACUUUGAUGAGGAUGAGGAUUGA
Molecule: messenger RNA, 264 nt
Organism: Penicillium daleae
Lineage: Eukaryota; Fungi; Ascomycota; Eurotiomycetes; Eurotiales; Aspergillaceae
Exons: 2
Coding region: 1-264 (87 amino acids)
Source: RefSeq, a predicted model, not a curated record